GGAAUUUAUAAAGAUUCCAUAAUAUAGGGUCUGUUAGUAUAUAUAUGCACAACGUUUUUAAGGAAACUGGUAGUGUCCAAAUAGUUUGACAUUAAUUGACUUGACACUAUGACCAGCCUAAUCACCUCACGUGCUCGUCACGUGGCCGUGAUCGGACUCGGAGCCGCCGGGCUCGUGGCGGUUCGAGAGCUUCGUCGUGAAGGUCACACCGUCAUCGGUUUCGAGCGUGAGAAACAUGUUGGUGGACUCUGGGUUUACACUGAUAGAGUCGAACCAGACUCACUUAGCGUUGACCCGGAUCGAACCAUCGUACACUCGAGCGUCUACCAAUCCCUCCGCACAAAUCUCCCACGAGAGUGUAUGGGUUACAGUGACUUUCCAUUCGUAACACGAUCCGGUGAGGGCGACCCGAGACGGUACCCGGAUCAUAGGGAAGUCUUGAUGUACCUUCAAGAUUUCGCCAAAGAGUUCAAGAUCGAAGAAAUGAUCCGAUUCGAUACAGAGGUUUUGUGUGUGGAGCCGACGCCGGAGAAUAACCGUAAUUGGAGUGUUCAAUUUAAAAGCUCAAGUGGUGUCUCCGGCGAAGAAAUCUUUGACGCUGUCGUAGUUUGUAAUGGUCACUUCACUGAGCCUCGUCUUGCUCACAUUCCUGGGAUAGAGUCAUGGCCAGGAAAGCAGAUCCAUAGCCACAAUUAUCGGAUUCCAGAUUUAUUCAAAGAUCAGGUGGUGAUAGUUAUAGGAAGUCAAGCCAGUGGAAACGACAUUAGUAAAGACAUAGCAACCAUUGCAAAAGAAGUUCAUAUCUCGUCUAAAGCGGUUGCAUCCGAUUCAUACGGCUGUUACGACAACCUACGGAUUCACCCUACGAUAUACCGCGCCCGCGAGGAUGGUUCCGUGGUAUUCCGAAACGGGAAAGUGGUUUUUGCUGAUGCUAUAGUUCAUUGCACCGGUUACAAGUAUCAUUUCCCGUUUCUUAAAAACAACGGUUACGUUACUGUAGAAGAUAACCGUGUUGGACCGCUCUACAAGCAUGUUUUCCCACCCGCAUUUGCGCCUGGGAUCUCCUUUAUUGGUUUACCUUUCAUGGGGCUUCAGUUCUUUAUGUUUGAAAUACAGAGCAAGUGGGUUGCUUCGGUUUUGUCGGGUCGGGUUAAGCUUCCCACAGAGGAUAAGAUGAUGGAAGAGGCUAUAGCUUUCUACACGAAGCUUGAAGAUUUGGGGAUUCCUAAGAGAUAUACACAUUUUCUAACCGAUCCUCGAGGGAAUCCAAUGCUCGGGACGUUUAAACCGGAGGAUGCAGUUGUGAUCUCUCAAAGCGAUUACUUCAACUGGAUCGCAAAACAGUGUCGUUGCACGUACAUAGAACGUUGGAGAGAGCGAUUAUACAAUGUUGCCAUCAAGAAAAUUUUCUUUGGUGGCGACAGUUAUCGCGAUCAAUGGGACGAUGAUCAAUUCAUCGAAGAAGUGUACGGCGAAUUCGCCAAAUUGAAAUCGAACCAAGAUUGUUCUUCUUAGUUUAUCCAUUCGAGAAGAUGAUUGAAAUGUGACAAGGGAAAGUUAAAAUCUGAAAAUUGGGAAGUGCAAUUGUCACAUACAA
Molecule: messenger RNA, 1597 nt
Organism: Arabidopsis lyrata subsp. lyrata
Lineage: Eukaryota; Viridiplantae; Streptophyta; Magnoliopsida; Brassicales; Brassicaceae
Product: flavin-containing monooxygenase FMO GS-OX-like 1
Exons: 5
Coding region: 109-1515 (468 amino acids)
Molecular function (GO): NADP binding; N,N-dimethylaniline monooxygenase activity; flavin adenine dinucleotide binding
Source: RefSeq, a predicted model, not a curated record